AUGGCGGCCUUGCCCAAAAGAAUCAUAAAAGAAACCGAGCGUCUUGUCAGCGACCCUGUUCCGGGUAUCACGGCAACGCCUCUGGACGACAACUUGCGUUAUUUCGAGGUGACCAUCGACGGUCCCAAUUCGUCUCCUUACGCCAACGUCCGGUUUCUCACGAAAAUCUACCACCCCAACAUCGACAAGUUGGGCCGGAUCUGCCUUGACGUGCUCAAAGAUAACUGGUCUCCGGCGCUUCAGAUCAGGACGAUUUUGUUGAGUAUUCAGGCGCUUUUGGGAGCGCCCAACCCGGACGACCCGUUGGCGAAUGACGUGGCGCAAGACUGGAAGGCGGACGAGCAGAAGGCCAUCGAGGUGGCCAAGGAGUGGACCGAGAAGUACGCUGUGCCUAAAUAG
Messenger RNA from Candidozyma duobushaemuli, 399 nucleotides. RefSeq names its product E2 ubiquitin-conjugating protein. Gene Ontology annotation, molecular function: ubiquitin conjugating enzyme activity. The transcript is spliced from 2 exons. NCBI's taxonomy places the organism in Eukaryota, Fungi, Ascomycota, Pichiomycetes, Serinales, Metschnikowiaceae. The record is from RefSeq and is a predicted model, not a curated record. Gene Ontology annotation, cellular component: nucleus. The coding region runs from base 1 to 399 and encodes 132 amino acids. Gene Ontology annotation, biological process: protein K63-linked ubiquitination; DNA damage tolerance.